CGAUCGUGUCGACAGAUCCGCGAGUGUCUAGUGUCUGGAUACCGUCUGUAGAGGCUCCUGGACCAGGAAUGUGAAAAGUCAUCAGAUACCUCUAGAUUUACUUUCUCUCACAAUGGAUGCAUUUGAGGACAUGACGCUGUCCGCCCAGCUGGAGUCGCUGCGGCGCCAGAAGUCCGCUCUCAACAAGGACAGCCAUGGGGGAAGCAGCCAAAGUGUGGGCACCCCGUCCAAGCCGGAGAGCGGGGAGUUCUCCUUCUUGAGGCGGAAGUUGGCCCAGUUCCGUUCGGGGAAGUGGAAGCGGUCUCUGGACGGCAGCAGCAUGGUUCGCUCCCAGAGCUGGAACCACGGGCUCCACACGACCAGCAAGUUGCAGAGCGAGUGGUCGUCCUCCCUCACGUCACUGCAGGAGAACGAGGUGGUGGACGCCACCAGCACCAAGCAGCCGCAGCCCGUGGACAAGGACAAGGACAGGAAGCCGCUCACCAGGAGUCAGAGUGUCUACCACAAGGUUCCGCCCCCUGAGGUUGUCAAGUUCCGCAGAUCCUCUCAGCCUUUGACCAGUUCAAAGGACAAGAAGAGACCUGUAUCCUACGCGGGCAUCACUCAAGCUUCCAGCCAAUUCUACAGACCUCUGGACGAAACUGAGGUCGAAGCCGAGGCGGUUUCAGUUGAGAGGAAACCUCUGGCCGCUUCGUGUGAGAAACUAGUCGAUGACGAUGACGAAUUUUAUAUCAGCCCAUUGGGUUUUGCGAGACACGGGUUUCGAAGAUCCAUGCACUGCAUGCCCACUUCUUCCUCCACCCAGGGCAAGAUAUUCCGCAAGUUCGGCAGCCAGAGUGACGGACGCUCGAGGAGUCUGACACAUAUGGAUGCGCUCGAGCCGGGAGCGGUGUUCAAAGAUGUGGACAAGGACUCCCACUUGAUCGUCCCCCCUCUGCAAGCCCGUCGUCACAAACUCGCCAGAUCCCAGGUGUCCAGUUCGGAAUACUUCAGUGUAAGUUUUGAAGUAGGAUCCAACGUCGAGGACGACGAGUUCGUUGUUGCCGCUAAGGGAACCUCACUUGCAGAAGCCUUAAAUUCCGUGUGUGCGAAGAGAGGAAUCGACCUGACCAAUGUCAACGUGUACCUGGACUCGUACAAGACCCCACUUCCAGUCCUCACCACAGAGACCUCGUGGCUGGGGGGCAAACAUAUCCUCAUCAAAGGUAAAGAAGAUCGGCCUCAACCCACGUCUCAAAGGCCCAAGACGAAAGUUUCUCAGGUCUCUCAUUCGAGAAAAUCCUCCGGAUAUCGAGGCCGUGGCAGUCGCUUCUUCAGCGCUAGCACCGAGGACGCAGCCUGCACGGAGGCCAGCGACACCUCCGGCAAGUCAUCAAAGAGCUCUAAACAACGCUGGAGCGGCCUCUUCGGAAACGCUAAGGAUACGAAGAUGGAAGCGCUUGUGGACCACCUAAACAAUUACAGCAAGCACGGCAUUCCACAACUCCCUAAUGCGGAUGAAGAUCUGGAAGAAGCCCUUUACAACCUGGAGGAGGACUGGAGAGAUGUGGUGGACAACUCGUCCAGUCUCCCCGAGAGAGUGCAGCAGCAGCAAACAGCUGUUUGGGAGCUGAUACACACAGAGGUCGCCUACAUACAUACUCUCAAGGUCGUCACAGAUCUGUUUCUGUCGUGUUUGACGAACCUGCAGGCAGCCAAUAUUCUGAGUGACGUGGACAAGACAAGGCUGUUCAGCAACAUCACGGAGAUCUACAGCUCUAACAAACUCUUCUGGAGCACCUACGUCUUACCGAUGUUGAAUGCCAGCAGAGAGUCAAGAAGCGUUUUGAACCCACAGUUGCUCCUAGAUGGAUUUAUCAGAUUUGAAGAGAUAUUCCGGCCGUACACCAAGUAUUGUGCAGAGCAAUCACAGUGCCAACAAUAUUGUCGAGAGAGGCAUGGGGAGAGCGAACUUUUCACCGCCUACCUUGUCUGGUGCGAGACCCAGAAAGACUGCAACCGCUUGAGGCUCAUGGACAUCCUAGUGAAGCCUAUGCAGAGGAUAACCAAAUACUCUCUUCUGCUCAAGGCCAUUCAGAAGCACACGGAGGCAGACGACCUGCGACUCAGCCUGGACCAAAUGAUCAGCAGGGUGGAUAUAUUCGUGAACAGCGUGAACACGACUCUGAGACAGAAACAGGAUCUGGAAAAGCUCCGAGCCGUCAUUUCCAGGAUAGAGGCUUACGAUGUGGUUGAAUCCAAGGACGAAGAUCUGGAGAGGCUGGUGAAAAGCUACAACGAUCUCGACCUCACGUGCCCCAUGCCUGGCUGCUGCAACUCCCAACGCCGCCAUCUUCUGCUUGAGGGUGACCUGAAGAUCAAGGAUAACGUCACUUCCAAAAUGGAUGUGCACUGCUUCCUGUUCACGGAUAUGCUGUUGGUGUGCAAAGCUACCAAUCGACGGUCCGAGGGAAGGUUUAAAGUCCUCAGGCAGCCAUAUCUGGUGGAGAGAUUGAUCGUCCAAGAGCUGAACAGAGACCCUGCCACUCUAGCUGUGGUCUACCUGUCAGAAUACCGUGUACCUUGUGGCGCCUUCUUGCUAUCCAGUCCUGACACCAAGGCGCUCAAGAACUGGGCGAGUAACAUCAAGAAGGCUCAGGACCUCUACGCCAGCGCCAAGCAAGCUACGACCGCCAGCAGCCACUCCAUCCUGGCGCUGAGCCGGCAGCCCAGCGGCUACUACGAGGAUGAGUGGCAGGAAGACAACGACGUCGACACCCUCUCAGUUGCCUCCUUAGGGCUCUUCCCUCUCAAGAGUCCCCGCGGCUCGACCAGGGGCAGCAGUCUUAACCAUUCCCACAGCGGGUCAGUGGAGAUGGAAGGGUCCUCGGUGAGUGCCAGCAGCGUGAGUCAGUCCCGUGGAGUCAGUGUGGAGAACGAGGUCCGAGGCUCCAGUCAGAGCUCUGAUGAAGGGAUCCCCGUUAUCGCCGAGAGGGGUUAUCACUCGACUUCACCUAGAGGAGACAGACGAAAGUGCACGAGUCCUAAUACGCUGAGUAUACAAGUGCCUGUGUUCUCUUGCCUGGGCCAAUCACUGCCAGACCUGAACCAAGUAACCGCCACCACCGGGUCCAGCGGGUCCAUGCUCUUGGUGCCUCCUAGAGGCAGUCCUCACCGCGGAACCUCCUAUCCACCCCCCAGCCCCCCGCUACGGCGAGCUCCCGCCCUCACACUCUCGCGGAAUCCUCCCCUGCUCAAAACCCGCCACAUCGCGUCUACAAGCACCACCCUUGUCACCGGCAGCUGUGAGGUCGACAUCCCCGUCAUAGCAGGGUUAGAGGACCAGGGGGAGAGUAGUGGGCAGCAGGCACAACAGCACAGACAGGCCUUCAUAAAGAGACUGACUCGCACUGACAAGCGGUAUCACACGGCGGGCGUCAUCGAAGAGAUCAAGAAGCAAGACACCAGAGACAGCAGCAUACACAAGCGGUUAUCGUGGAACUGUGGGGGAGCGUCCAACGACGCUGCUCACCUCCACAGGCCAAUCGUUGCUACCCCAGGCAUGUCCACGGACAGUGUGCGGAGCUCCAGCGGCGUCAGCUCCACAGCGGAGAGCGUCUCCAGCGGUCUCAACAUCGAUAGCGACGGUGUAAGAGAACUACGGGAAAUGUACCACGACUCCUUUGCCUGCACCACUCCUCCCGCCUCUCCAAUGUCCGAACAGUUGACUCCAGGUUCCAGCUCGUUAGCGAGCUCCAGGAGUCAGUUGGCAGAGAUAAUUUUAAAUGAUCCCACGUUAGAAACUUCGGACGUAUGAGGAUCGUGAGGAGUUUUUACCCUACAACGUCAACGAUAACUUAUUAAUAGUAAAAUAAGCCAUGUAAAUACUGUAAUCACUUUGCUAUGAAAUAAUUGUAUUUUUACCAAAGGUGGUUGUGGUAAAAGGGUCUAAUCUUAUCUUUUUAUGUACUAUGGUAUAUCGUAGAAUCGCAUAUUUUUUCACUCUAUCGUCGUCAUUGUCUAUUGUAAAGUUUGGUGCAAGGACACAUUGAAGUUCCGUAUUUUUAAUAGAGAAAGUAAUAAACAAAUUAAAAUAGGCGCAAUAUUUGUAAAAAUCACAGAAAUUAAUGUGUCAAUUGUAAAAUUGCUCUACUCUAAAAUUAAUGAUAAAAUAAAUAUUUAAUAACACUUUAAAUAUAUUAAUUUUUUUAUGUAAAAUAUUCUUUAAAAUAUUCAUUUUAAAAUUUAUGUUUACGUUGAAAUAGUUUUUUUAAUGAUUUAAAUGUGUCUAUUUCAUUUUUUAUUGAAAAUAUGCAUGAAAUGCCAUAACUAUGUUCAUGAUCUAGUUUUUGAUCUUACAGUUCGAUAUAAAAGCAAUAAUAAAAAAAUAUAUUGUGAAUUAAAUACCAAUGAAUAAACAUUUAAUAUAUUUCGAGUAAAUUGUAUAAAUGUGAUUAAAAACCAUUCAAAAAUAAGAAAUUAACAUUAAAUUAUACAUAUCUGUAACGCACAAAAAUGUAAUGUUGUUCAGGUCAAAGUUCAUGUUGCGAUCACAAUCAUCUGAUGCAUGAAAAUGUUUAUUGCUUUCUCUGUAUUUUAUCUUGCCAGUCUAUAAGACUUCCUUUCCCGCCAGCUGUCCGACAUCCUAUGUAAAUAUCAUUCUACCUGCUCUUGGUUACAUAUACCUGUCUUAUAUUGUAACUUUGUUUUUGUACAGAUUUUCUCCCAGAAAGCGUAGAAUUCUACUUGUGGUGAACUACCGUAGCUUUAACGAAUGCAUGAAACGCUUAUAUACAUAGUUGUGGACCAACCCCGCCGCGGUAGGCUCUACGUUUGGUAGCCAUGCCCUAAUGUUGAACUUUAGGUCAAAAUAAUUUUUAAAAGGACAUAUUUAACAUAUCUAAUCCGUUCCGAUCAACAUUUCAGUAGUUUUUUUGGAUUUAUUGAGGUUUUUAAAUACUAAAGCGACAGUCCUAUAACUUACAAAUGUUUUGUUAGUAAUGUUCAGUUGCCUGUGUUUGUAAAAAUACACAACUUAUAUUUUUUUAUUUAUGAAGGUGGUGCAUUAGGUCUUUUUCUUUGUGGAUGUUUUUGAAGAUUUAAAAUUCAAAGCCCUAAAAAAUGACUUCCAUUAAUACUCGAAAAGUAGACAAAAAUCUUUUAUAUCACUAGACAGCACCUUAAAGCAGAGAACUAAGGCAAUUUUGUGAUAAAACAAAUAAAAACCGCUGGAGAUUAAAAUUUGAAUUUUUAUAAUAUGUACUCAUAGUUUCAGAGAGUGAUUUUUUAACUUAAGAAAAUUAUAAUUUUAAAAUAAAUGUAACUUAAAAAAUUGACGUGUUUAGUAAUUUUUAUAAAUUGAACUAAAUCUGUUAUGGAACUGUUUUUUAGCCUGAGCAAAAGGUAACCCAAAAGUCAUGCUUUAAACUCCUAUCAUUGGUAAAAUAACUUUCUGCCUUUAGGAAUGUUUCUUAAAGGGCUAUGAUCAAAAAUAAAAAUCCAACCGGAAACCGUUGCACCACCAUAACAAAGUAUAAUAAGAUCUAACAUUUUCUUAGGAACAACAGGUUUGGUUUUUGAUGAAACUAAUUCAAGAUAUCGUUAGCUGUUCUUAUAUAUUUAUGAUCUAAACUUGUACUUAUUUGCUACCUUUAAGGAAAAAUAUUACUUUCUGGAAUUAAAGUAUGUAUAACUUACUCGAUGGAUAUUUUACACUUUUAAAAUACAAGCAUACUUACACUAACUUCUUUUAGUUAAAUUAAGAUAUAAGUGUGAUAUUUUAAUAUUUCCAUGAAAACAUGCAGACUCUUUUUAUGCUGAUUCCUAUAAAUAAAAAGGCCUAAUUAGAUUAUAAUCAUUUGGACCAAUAAGAAUAAUUUUUCACUAAUAAUUGUUGUAUCAUACUUAAUAGGUAUUUUGCUACUGAAGUAAGUAUAGUGUGGUGUCAUGCAGGCUGUACAUUGUCGCGUUACAGAAGGUUUUAUAUAAAGCAAUAAAAUGUGUAGCGUAGCUCAGUGAUUAGUGUAAAACGUUGACCACACUUUACUGGCCAGUGUCUACUAUACGUUUUUAUUACUCUUCGAACACUAGACCCUACACUGAACUGUCCACUCAACCCAGACCACCGUGUAGGACAUUGUUUUUGUUUUGGAUGGCUUUUAAUAGAUACAUUUUUAUUGUGCACUUUCAAACAGUAUCAAAUCCACGUAUUAAGAAAUUUUCAUAUUAAAAUAAUGUUUCGGAAUGAUCAAGUGAUGUGUAUUAUAAAUUUAAAUUAAUUAGAAGAUUUUUCACUGCAUUAAAAAGUGGGGAAAUUUCCAAAAGAAACUCGACUGAAGUAGUUGAUAUAUUGAUCUGUUAGAAGAAAACUAAAAAAUUACGAAAAAGUCUAAUUAAGGGGUUCAAUUUUGUUUCAACAAAUAGAACCUGUAAUAAUUUUUAAAAUUGAAAUGAACAUAAUUAGAGUUCAAAGUACGCAAUUUGUCACAAAUCUCUAAAGUAGCAUAUUGAGCCAGGUUUAUAUGGGAACAAGUGAUUUAAUACACUCGUAUAAUUGGCCAAUUUGCGAGACGCUACGAAAUAUUUGAGCAAUUCAAACAUGAUAAGGCUUCACCUUAUAACAUUGUCGAUCUUUUAAUAUUUUUCAGUUUAUAUUAUAUUAACCCUUUGAGUGCCAAGAGCCCAUGACAUCGGCCCGCAGGCUUUUCGAAUAUUAAUUAUUCUAUUACAAAAUUUUGAUAUAUUACAUUGUACUUAGUCUCGUGUUAUGCAUAAUAAGUCAAAUAUACAUAUAUUAUCUAUCUUCAUUUUAUUUGUUACAGCUGGUAAAAGCUACUUGCCAAAUAUGAGAGACAAACUUUAUGCGAGUGCAAGUUGUCAGAAAAGUCAUACUAAGUAUUAGAGGUGCUUACUUUUUUUAAACCUGUUCCUAAUUACGUAGGGAACUAUAGUAAAUUUUCAUACAAAUGUAUGAAGAUAAAAAAAAUUACAAUUGUUCUUAGUCAACAUGUAAAAAUAUUAAAAAUAAAAAUCUCUUUUGUAUAAUAUUUUAUUUUUAAAACAUUCAACAGAUUUAUCAUCCGAAUACAUAUUAUAAGUCCUAUCCUAUUUUCUCCCAACACAAUAAAAAUAAAUCUUCUCGUUAUGUUUAUUUUUGAAAAAGUUGUAAAUUGUUUUGCGAAACACAACACAAAUACCAAACAUACAAAAAUCAAGACUCAGUUAUAUAAAUACUUACUUUUUGGAAGUUUUGUAUGUUUGUUCCUAUGUAAAUGAGGAACAAUUAAAAGAUGCAUAAAAAUAAAUUAAGAUCAUAAAAUUAAAAUUUUUGUAAUUCAAAGUUUAAAGAAUUAAACAUAUAAUAUUUGUUUAAUUACUAUUUUAUUUUAAAAAUUGUAAAAAGUUUUAACAUUCAAAAACUUAUUACAACUUAUAGCCUACUUUAACCCCUACAUAAUAAAAGAAAAAACAUCUCAUUACGUUUAGUUUUAAAAAGCUAUAAUUAUUAAGUUUGAACAUUUCGCAAACACCAAUAGAGUGCUUGACACCGAGAGAGGUUACCUGUCAUAAAUGCUUGGCACUCAAAUGGUCAAUAUACCGUAUUAUGCAAAAAAUAAAGGCGUGAGGUCGAGAGUCACGGGUUCUAUUCCCGGGAGGUCACAAAGAUUUUGCAAAAGGUAUGAACCGUUUUCGAUUGAAACGUUUAGUACAAUAAAUUUAACUGCAACUGGCUUAGAAAAGUUCUAAAAAAGUAAAAAUUUAAAAAUAAAAAAUUCCCGCCAUACUAAUCAAAUGAAAUAUUACCAUACGUUAAGGUUGGCAUAAAACAACAAAAAACACAUAAAAUUAACACUUGCUGAAUGUUAUCAGUGAAAUAAAUCUUUAAUAAUUAUAACAUACAAAAUUAAUGUUAAUUGUAUUGUAUAUGGCUAUUUAUUCAGUCCCAUAGUUAAUUUCAUGGACACGAUCAUGCCACCUGUAACUACUAUAAUACUUCAUAUGUAGUCAUUUAUAUGUAUCAAAUCAUAAUAGUUAUCAAUAGCAGUGUAGUCUCUUGCAUUGUAUUACAUUUUAGCCCGAUAUCCAUAAUAUAUUUAAUGCUACUCAAUUCACAAUAUAAUGUGGUUUCGUAUAAUUGUGUGAACACUGAUAUCGAAAAUCGAUUUACUAAAAUUUACAUGUUUAAAUGACUCCGUUCUGAUAUGCGCAUAAUUUCCACAUUCCAGAACAAAUGAGUGUUUGAUUUUGUCCGCUUUGUGUUUUUCUUUUCAAUUCCUUUCGAUGUAAUGUGUUCUGUAAAUAAUGUGUUUAACGUUUGCGAGUUGAGGUAAACCUUUUGGAAAAGAAAUGUGACUGUCCCUGCGUUACUUUCCCCUUUAAUAAACAUUUACCUUGUAAGCCAUUACACUUUUACCCCCACUACUCACUCUAUGUGUGCGUAGGAAUAGAAUUUCAAUGUGGCGGUGACAGCGCGGUUUUCCAAAAGUUUACCUCAGCUGAUUAACAAUGAAUAAUUUAAAGGGGGACAACGUCUUAUGAGAUAUACAUACAUGUAUAUACAUCAUUAGCCUACUUAAUAAGUAAAUAGGAAAAGCCACUGUUGUAAAUAGUCAGAUUUUCUUUAGCGCAAAUAUGUAAUAAAAUCUUACUAUAUUUUAUAACUCGAUACGAUAAUGUUUGCACAGUAAUGUCAUUGUACAAAUGUGUAUUUACUCGAUGUUAUAGGACUUACCCAUGGCUUUGUUUGUACAUUUGAAAGGAAAAAUAGAUCAAUAAAUUUGCCUUUAAAAAGUU
Molecule: messenger RNA, 8772 nt
Organism: Homalodisca vitripennis (glassy-winged sharpshooter)
Lineage: Eukaryota; Metazoa; Arthropoda; Insecta; Hemiptera; Cicadellidae
Product: pleckstrin homology domain-containing family G member 5
Exons: 27
Coding region: 113-3796 (1227 amino acids)
Biological process (GO): Rho protein signal transduction; endothelial cell migration
Cellular component (GO): plasma membrane; axon; endocytic vesicle
Molecular function (GO): guanyl-nucleotide exchange factor activity
Source: RefSeq, a predicted model, not a curated record